Molecule: messenger RNA, 716 nt
Organism: Aspergillus pseudonomiae
Lineage: Eukaryota; Fungi; Ascomycota; Eurotiomycetes; Eurotiales; Aspergillaceae
Product: RNA-binding protein LSM5
Exons: 6
Coding region: 140-391 (83 amino acids)
Biological process (GO): mRNA splicing, via spliceosome
Cellular component (GO): Lsm1-7-Pat1 complex; U6 snRNP; U4/U6 x U5 tri-snRNP complex
Molecular function (GO): RNA binding
Source: RefSeq, a predicted model, not a curated record
AUCCGCCCAACAGCGUGCGAUUUCUAUAUCACGUCAGGCCAAACCUUUCUUUGCAGAGGAUAGCUUUAGUGGUUCAAAUAUAGAUUAAACUCCUUGUACCUCCUCGGUUUAGCUCCAUUCAUCGCACAUAUUAUCCAUAAUGGCUUCUCAACUCCUUCCCCUCGAGCUGAUCGACAAGUGUGUCGGUUCUAGAAUUUGGGUCAUCAUGAAGAAUGACAAAGAAUUCGCUGGUACUUUGCUCGGGUUUGAUGACUACGUCAACAUGGUUUUGGAAGACGUGACUGAAUUCGACUACUCCGGCGCUCAGGUUAAGCUCCCCAAGAUCUUGCUAAAUGGAAACAACGUCUGCAUGUUGAUCCCUGGUGGUGAAGGACCGGUCGGUAGCUCUUAGUUUCUGAUAUCCAAUGCUUUCUACUUGCUUUGACGAAAAAAGAAAGAUUUGUGAAUGAUGUUAAACGAUAUCUUAUAGAUUCUAUUGUAAUUGCAAAAAUAUGUUGAUCAACUAUCUAGAUUGUUUAUUCGAUUGCGCCACCAUGUACAAACAUUCCUCUUUUCGCAGUAAAUAUCUAUCUCUUGUAUGGCGGAGAUAUAAGCGCGAUCCGGAAGAGAUUAUAUAUAACUUAAAUGUCAACUACGUGCAUUGGGCCUAGAACCUCUUGUUCUGACUUUCAUAUUAGUGAUUAGUUGUCCAAUGAGGUGAUUUUAUUCGGCCAACA